AUGAAAAACAGAACAUCAAUUACAGAUUUUAUCCUCCUGGGUCUCACAGAUAAUCCAGAACUACAGAUUGUGAUUUUCAUCUUUUUAUUUAUCACAUAUGUACUGAGUGUUGCUGGAAAUCUAACCAUCAUUAUCCUUACCCUGCUGGAUUCCCACCUGAAGACCCCCAUGUAUUUCUUCCUCAGGAAUUUCUCCUUAUUAGAAAUUUCAUUUACUUCUGUCUGUAACCCUAGAUUUUUGAUCAGCAUCAUAACUGGUGACAGAACUAUUUCGUAUAAUGCUUGUGCAAUCCAGUUAUUUUUCUUUAUCUUCCUUGGUUCAACUGAGUUUUUCCUCCUUGCUUCUAUGUCUUAUGAUCGGUAUGUGGCUAUCUGCAAACCUCUACAUUAUACCACCAUCAUGAGUAGCAAGAUCUGCUACCAACUUGUAAUCAGCUCUUGGCUGGCUGGUUUCUUGGUUAUCUUUCCACCAUUGAUCAUAGGCCUAGGGCUGGAUUUCUGUGACUCCAACAUAAUUGACCACUUCACCUGUGACUCUGCACCCUUACUGCAAAUUUCAUGCACAGACACAACGACUCUAGAACUGAUGAGUUUUACUUUAGCUGUAUUUACUCUUUUGUCGACAUUGACAUUAGUAAUUCUUUCCUACACUUACAUCCUUAGAACAAUUCUAAGAAUCCCCUCAGCUCAACAAAGAAAAAAGGCCUUUUCAACCUGUUCCUCCCAUAUGAUUGUUGUAUCAAUAUCUUAUGGAAGCUGCAUCUUCAUGUAUGUGAAAACAUCAGCAAAAGAAGGUGUUGCUUUGACAAAAGGGAUAGCUAUUUUAAAUACCUCUGUAGCUCCUAUGUUGAACCCAUUUAUUUAUACUUUAAGAAAUCAGCAGGUGAAACAAGCAUUUAAAGACAUUAUAAAAAAAACGCUUUACUCAAAAACAGUAAUCUGA
This is a messenger RNA of Chrysochloris asiatica (Cape golden mole), 942 nucleotides long. Its product is annotated as olfactory receptor 6C76-like. Lineage: Eukaryota; Metazoa; Chordata; Mammalia; Afrosoricida; Chrysochloridae. The record is from RefSeq and is a predicted model, not a curated record. The transcript has a single exon. Gene Ontology annotation, biological process: G protein-coupled receptor signaling pathway. Gene Ontology annotation, cellular component: membrane. Gene Ontology annotation, molecular function: G protein-coupled receptor activity; olfactory receptor activity. Bases 1 to 942 code for a protein of 313 amino acids.